Molecule: messenger RNA, 2937 nt
Organism: Sorex araneus (European shrew)
Lineage: Eukaryota; Metazoa; Chordata; Mammalia; Eulipotyphla; Soricidae
Gene: TELO2
Product: telomere maintenance 2
Exons: 20
Coding region: 394-2865 (823 amino acids)
Biological process (GO): protein stabilization; telomere maintenance via telomerase
Cellular component (GO): cytosol
Molecular function (GO): telomeric repeat DNA binding; Hsp90 protein binding
Source: RefSeq, a predicted model, not a curated record
CACAGGCUGCCGCGCGCCCGGCGCCUCUUCUGGUUCCCCGGCUUCCAUGGCCGAUUGGUCUGGAGCCGCGCCGGUCCCGCCCACUUCGGAGCUCCCGGAAGUCGACAGCCGCCGAGCACGGCUGUGGCGGGCCUGAGCAGGGCCUGAGCAGUCAGCGGCGAUUUGCUGACCCUGAAGUGGGACCCCCACUGCCCUGAGCACCUCCCACCCUGCCCCGCAUCCUGCACCCCCGGCCCACUCAACGGCGAGUCCCGGGGCGCCGCGCGCGGCUGGCAAGUGCGGACGCGGCGCCCGCGGCGCCCCACUGACCCCUGAGUGGUGCGGGCCCCAGGGGGGUCCCGGGCGCUGCCCCAGGCGCCCGGGCUCAUCUCUGCCCCCCUCCGCGCCCCCGGGAUGGAGCGGGCCGGCGCCGUCCGCCUGGCCGUCCAGGAGGCCCUGCGUGCCCUCUCCUCUUCUGAGGACGGCGACCACAUCGCCAGCACGCUGGGGGCCCUGAAGCGGUACCUGGGUGGGACGGAGUGCCCGGCGCCCCCCGAGGAGCAGCAGGAGUUUGCUCGCGCCCAUUUUGCAGCCCUCCUCCGAGGCCUCCUGGGCGCGAUGAGGCUGGACCGGCCGCAGCUAAAGCCUGGAAACCAGCUGGAGGAGCUGUGUACCAGCUUCUUUCUGGAGGGCCCGGCUGGCCAAGCCUUCCUGGUGCUGAUGGAGGGCAUCGAGAGCGCCGAGGGCCCCAGCUCUCGUCUGAUGAAAACAGCACUGCUGCUGGUCCGGUUCCUGGGCGCCGGCCGGCUGGCGGUGGUACUGGAGGAGCAGUGCGGACAGCAGCUGGAGCCAGCCUUCCCCAUGCUCCAGGAAACACUCCUGGGCCUAGUGGUCAGCCUGCCUGACCGCCUGGCCAACCAGCUGCAGCGUGAGAACUUGCCGGAGUUCUUGCCUCAGAACUACUUCCCGCUGCUGGGAGAGGCAGCUGUGCGGGCCCUGCAGGCUGUCGUGGGCUCCCUGCGAGGCGGCACCCACUGCUCUGUGUCCUUCGUGUCCCAGGCCGUCGGGAAGGCCUGUGUCCUGGGGCGGCACCGGGAGGUCCUGGGUGUGCUGGUGCCCCAGCUAACGGCACUCACGGACGGCAGCUGUCUGUGGCAGCGGGUGUGCUGGCGGCUGGCGGAGCAAGUGCCUGACCGCGCCGUGGAGGCUGUGCUGACGGGGCUGGUGGACGCUGUCACGGGCCCGGAAGUCCUGUCCCGACUCCUGGGGAACCUGGUGGUGAAAAGCCCAAAGGCCCACUUUGUCGUGACUCAGAAACUGCUACUCCUUCAGUAUCGACUCACGACGGCUGCGCUGCAGAACCUGCUGGGGUACUUUGCCAUGGACAGCCAGCGGCGGCCGCUCCUGGUCCAGGCCCUCAAGGACCUCCUGGAGACUUGGGGCAGCAGCAGUGCCAUCCGCCAUGCGCCCCUGGCCCAGCAGCGCUACGUGAGCAAGGCCUUGCUCCUGUGCCUGGUGCAGCUGCGGGAGGAGGAGCUCAGCCACGGCCGGGAAGAGCUGAUGGCCAGCCUGAUGGCAGGGGUGAAGUGCCGCCUGGACAGCAGCCUCCCUGCCGUGCGCCGCCUGGGCAUGGUUGUGGCCGAGGUAGCCAGUGCCCGGAUCCACCCCGAGGGCCCGCCCCUGAAGUUCCAGGUGAUUGGGGAGUACGAAGAGGAUGAGCUCAGCCGCGAGCUACUGGCCCUGGUAGUGCCCAGGCCUGCCGGUGACGGCCCCACAGAGACUGGAGGCCCCGCGGCCACGCCGCUGACUGCUGAGACUGCCGGGGACAUGGGCAAGGAUGGGGCGCCCCCAGCCCCUGCCCAGGGCUCCGACUCGGAGCUGGACAGUGAUGACGAGUUCACUCCCUACGACAUGUCGGGGGAUGGAGAGCUGAGGAGCGGCAAGGCACCCCUGUACGUGCGCGACUGCAUGGAAGCCUUGACCACAUCUGAGGACUGUGAGCGCUGGGAGGCAGCCCUGCGGGCGCUGCAGGGACUCCUCGCCCGGAACCCGGCUGCAGCCCGUGAGGUGAGUGUGGAGCUGGCCACGGUGCUCCUGCACCUGGAGGAGAAGACGAGUGUGGCGGGCUUUGAGGGGCUGCGCCAGCGAGCCUUGGUGGCUGUGACGGUGGCGGACCCGGCACGGGUGGCGGAGUAUCUGACUGCGCAGUUCUAUGCGCUCAACUACAGCCUGCGGCAGCGCAUGGACAUACUAGACGUGCUGACACUGGCGGCCCAGGAGCUGUCUCGGCCUGGGCGCCCCAGGGAGGCCCCACCGGGCUGCCCCCAGACCCCCGUGGCCCUGGCCCCUGCCUGGCGGGCAGUGGUGGACGAGCGUGUCCGGAGGAAGACUCGGCGGCUGACCCAGGGCCCCACCCGGCACGUCACCACCGCUGCCAGCCCCAAUCACUUCAGCCCGGUGUCUGGCUGCUUCUUCUUCCCCCUCAUCCAGCAUUUUGACAGGCCCUUGGUGACCUUCGACCUCCUGGGGGAUGACAGCUUGGUUCUCGGACGGCUGGUUCACACUCUGGGGGCCCUGAUGUACCUGUCGGUGAACACAGCGGCGGCGGCGGCCAUGGGCAAAGCGCUGCUGGAGCUCGUGUGGGCACUGCGCUUCCACAGUGACACCUACGUGCGCCGGGGGCUGCUGUCCGCCGUCUCCUCGGUGCUGCUGAGUGUGCCCGCCGAGCGCCUGCUGGGGGACCUUCCCGAGGAGCUGCUGGAGGCCGGGGCCUGGCUGGCAGACGUGGCUGAGCAGGACCCAGACGAGGACUGCAGGCUGCUGGCCAUGAAGGCGCUGCUGCUUCUGCGGAAACUGCGGGAUAAGCUGCCCGAGCUGUGGGCGUGAGGGGCUCUGCCGCGUGCCCCUCGCCCGAGUGUGAGAUUAAAGGACAGCUGUGCUGCCGGCUGUGCGCAGGGA